AUGGAUGAUCUGGUGAUUACCGGGACAAGUCAGGAUGAUAUUGACAAGUUCAAGCAGGAGAUGCAACGGCUGUUCAAAAUGAGUGAUCUCGGCCUACUGUCCUACUACUUGGGUAUUCAAGUUGAGCAGAGAAGUGGUGAGGUCAAGAUCUGUCAAAGCAGCUAUGCUCAGAAGAUUUUGGAGGUUGCACGCAUCGAGCAAUGCAAUCCGUGCGCAACUCCAAUGGAAUGCUGCGUCAAGCUCAGCAAGAGGGAUGGAGCUGAAGCCGUGGAUGCCACUUUGUACAUGAGUGUGAUCGUCAGUCUUCGUUACUUGGUUAAUACAAGGCCUGAUAUAGCAUGUGCCGUCGGCAUUGUGAGCAGAUACAUGGAGGCACCAAGCAAGCAGCAUUGGACGGCAGUGAAACAAAUUCUUAGGUACGUACAAGGUACUAAGGGGUAUGGAUGCUGCUACAGGGCCAGUGCAAAGGGUUUGAUGCUGACAGGUUACCGUGAUAGUGACCAUGCCGGGGACAUAGAUGACAGAAAUAGCACUUCUGGAGUUGUGUUCAUGCCUGGAAAGAACAUUGUGACAUGGAGCUCGCAGAAACAAAAGAUAGUGACCACAUCUGUUGAAUAUAUGUGUUGCAUGUAUAUGUGUAUCUCCUAG
Molecule: messenger RNA, 648 nt
Organism: Aegilops tauschii subsp. strangulata
Lineage: Eukaryota; Viridiplantae; Streptophyta; Magnoliopsida; Poales; Poaceae
Product: secreted RxLR effector protein 161-like
Source: RefSeq, a predicted model, not a curated record